AUGAUUUCGGUUGUUCUAUACUAUAGACAGUGCCAAUCAUUUACAAUACCUUAUACCAUUGUCACAGAUAUAUAAAGGAAGAAGCUAUUGGGAAUUUUAGAUUCAGGUAUUGAGAUAUUCAAAGCAAAUGAGACUGAACCUGUGACCUUUUGUUCUUUUCAAGAUAGAAAUUUAGCAUUCAGACGAGUAAAAGCACUUUGGAGGAAUGUAUCUCCUCAUGCUGCAAAAUUUGAUAGCGACGAAGAAGAUGAGAAUGAUGAAGAUUUUGUAAGUGGGAAUCUAACCCCUAAUAGCAAUAAUGCCCCUGAUAAGAGAUCAUUGUCACCAUCUCCAAUAAAUUUAAAACACUCAAGCUCAACAGGAUUUCCUCAUCAAAGGGCUAUGUCAGUAAGAUACAAUAAAGAUAUUCUGAGCGAGGAAACGAAAAUAAACAUCAACAGUAUGGUCAGAAUGUCUUCUGUACUUACUGGAAACAAAUAAUUCUAGGAGGAUAAACAAAAUUUUAAGAAUCAACUGCCAGUUGAUCUAUCAAGCAUAGAGGACACUAGUUCUCAGAAUCAGCAAUUCACUAGUUUAGAUAAGAAUCACAAAAAUCUAGGCAAAUUCAAAGAUGAUAUAAAAAAUGCAUCACCUUUUCAGCAAGAUAUGACAUUUUCUAAAUCAUUAAACAUGGGUAAUGGAGACCCUAUAAAAUAAGAACAAGAGCCUACAGAUGAAGAUCUUAUCAAGCUUUUGAAUGUUAAGGAUCCUAUUCCUACUGAAUGGACUUAAUUAGCAGUCUAAGCUUUUCCUUUAAGUGUAGAUGAAUUCUAUGACUCCUUUUUAAAGGAUGAUGCAGGCUAUGGAUUUGAUGUAUUUAGUUAAAAAAUGGAGAGAAAAGAUAUAAGUUUAGAGAAAUGGACUUCUGGCUAAGAUUCCAUUCCAUAGAGAUGGCUUAGAUCUGUGCUACCUGUAAAAGGCGUACCCUUUUUAAAUUCUACUAGGCAUUAAAAGCAUUUUAAACUAACUUAGAAAAGUGGAAACCUCAUUUUGCUUGAUAUGUAAAAUAAGAGCUUAGAUGUUCCUUAUGCAGAUAGCUUUCAGAUUGAUGAGAAAUGGCAGAUAAUAAGUGAUAAGUCUACUACCUAUAAGUGCUUGCUUAGAGUUUAGAUAAAUAUUGUAUUCGUCAAGAGUACUCUAUUCAAGGGCAGGAUAAUUUCUCGAACAAUUGAAGGAAUGAAAGAAAACAUUGAGCAUUGGAUAAGAAUAGCUAAGGAUCUGGGUUAUUUAGAAUAAAGAGUUAGACAGCCUAUAAUUGAGAAAAAGAUAAAACCUGAACCAAAAGUUAUUUCUGUCGAUGAAAACAUUCCUGAAAAGCAUUCAAAGAAACUAGUUAAAAGUUACAAAAGUGAGAGAAUAGUAUCAGAUCAUUCUAAUAAUCAAUUAUUAGAGUAGCCCUCCUCUGUCAAGGAAAAAUUCCAAAAGAUUGAUAAGCAACUUGAUAUGAUCAUUGGUCAAACUUCAUCAAUGAAAAGUAAAGCAAAAUCUAUUGAUACAGACGAUAAAUUCUAGCCACAGGAUGAUGAAAAAUAUAUUGUCAAUGAAGGUUAAUUAGAUAAACUAGCUAAUUAAAGGUUGAAUACUACCUAUAAAGAGCUUAGAAAGAAGAAGGAUAGACUAAAAGUGAAGUUGAUUAUACUAGCAAUUGUUUUCUUCAUAUUGGUUUUUGGAUUCAUAAUUUACUUGAUAGUCAAUAACUUCAAUCACAAAAUUGAAAAUCUAGAGAAAACUCUAGGUGUGUUAUUAGAUAACUAAAUUUAGAUAUAGCAAACUUUUAAAAGAGAGUUAAUACAAGCUUAGUAAAAGCUUUAGACUCCUAAAUAUUCAGAAUCAUCAUAGGGUGAUUUAUGA
Molecule: messenger RNA, 1890 nt
Organism: Stylonychia lemnae
Lineage: Eukaryota; Ciliophora; Spirotrichea; Sporadotrichida; Oxytrichidae
Source: the annotation of a GenBank genome assembly